Molecule: messenger RNA, 606 nt
Organism: Astrephomene gubernaculifera
Lineage: Eukaryota; Viridiplantae; Chlorophyta; Chlorophyceae; Chlamydomonadales; Astrephomenaceae
Source: the annotation of a GenBank genome assembly
GAGCAUUGGGGAAGGUAAUGACCCAUGGCUUCGCCGCGCUAACCCUCUCUCCCUAGGAACCAACAAAAAUGACGAAGAAGCGGCGGAAUCGGGGACGCAACAAGCACGGCCGCGGCCAUGUGAACCGUGUGCGCUGCGAGUCCAGCGGCGCCAUGGUGCCUAAGGACAAGGCCAUCAAGCGCUACAUUGUGCGCAACAUUGUGGACGCGUCGGCCCUCCGCGAUAUGCAGGAGGCCUGCGUUGUCGACAACUACGCCCUGCCCAAGAUUUACCGCAAGGUGUACUACAGCAUCAGCGCUGCUAUCCACAGCCGCGUUGUGCGUGUGCGUAGCGCCAAGGACCGCCGGAACCGCGAGCCGCCUCGGCGGUUCCCCAGCAGGGAGCAGAAGAAGGAUUAAGUGGACAUAGCGUGACCGCUCGCAGCACAUGCAGCAGCGGUGCUGGUGGCAGCAGCUGAGAGGAGCAGCAGCUGGAGUCCGCUUGGUUGGCGCUGGAGACUGAGCCAUCAUCGGCUUGUCUCGCGCAAGCGUGCUAUACAGCAGCGAUUCUUUGAACUGCCACAGUCCAUGGAGGCCUUUUUGUUGUAAGCUUAACGCUUCGACUUGA